Molecule: messenger RNA, 4925 nt
Organism: Mirounga angustirostris (Northern elephant seal)
Lineage: Eukaryota; Metazoa; Chordata; Mammalia; Carnivora; Phocidae
Gene: INCENP
Product: inner centromere protein
Exons: 19
Coding region: 181-2781 (866 amino acids)
Biological process (GO): mitotic cytokinesis; metaphase chromosome alignment; meiotic spindle midzone assembly
Cellular component (GO): meiotic spindle midzone; chromosome passenger complex; kinetochore
Source: RefSeq, a predicted model, not a curated record
CUGCAGUUUUGAAAUUUCGGAGGUUUCGCCGCGCUGCACCGCCCCAUUGCUUCUCCGAACCCGUGAGCCCUGGAGACCCGGAGCCGAGGGUUUGGGCCGGCCGGGGGCUCUGCUAGGGAGGCCGCUGGACUUGGAUCGGAGCAGCAUUUAGGAGACGCGGUGCAGUCGAACAGAGCCACCAUGGGGUCGACAGCCCCAGGGCCCAUUCACCUGCUGGAGCUGUGUGACCAGAAGCUCAUGGAGUUUAUCUGCAAUGUGGACAAUAAAGACUUGGUGUGGCUCGAAGAGAUCGAGGAGGAGGCCGAGCGCAUGUUCACCAGAGAAUUCAGCAAGGAGCCUGAGCUGAUGCCCAAAACACCUUCUCAGAAGAACCGACGGAAGAAGAGACGGGUUUCUCAUGUUCAGGAUGAAAACAGAGACCCCAUCCGGAAAAGGUUGUCCCGCAGAAAAACCCGGAGCAGCCAGCUGAGCUCCCGGCAUCUGCGCAGCAAGGACAAGGUGGAGAAGCUGGCCACGGUGGUGGGGGAGAACGGCUCUGUCCUGCGGCGGAUGACCCGCGCCGCGGCCGCAGCUGCGGCGGCCACCGUGGCGUUCGCUGCCCCUUCAUCCAGCCCUGAGUCCCCCACAGCACUGACCACGAAGCCUGAAAACAGCCUGGCCGAGAGCCAGCUGGUGCCCGUGGUGAAGAUCAGCGUCAGCGAGCGCCAGAAUGCCGAGCAGCACGUCGGCCGGCUCGAGUCCGCCCAGGCUCCCUCUCUGGCUCCGUCCCCUCCAGCCACAGCCCCCGCCUCCCACAGCAUCUCGAUAUCGGAGGAGGAAUCAACCCCCAAGAAGCCAGAGGCUGGGAGACUGCAAUCUGUUACCGUGAGCUCCCUGAUGGCCACACCCCAGGACCCCAAGAGCCAAGGGGUCGGAGCAAGCCGGUCGGCCUCCAAGCUCAGGAUCGCGCAGGCUUCCCCGGGCCCGCAGGACCUGUCAGGCUCUCCGGCCUCCCCAUGGCAGGAGCGGGUGCUGGCUCCCAUCCUGCCGGAUAACUGCUCCACGCCCACGGGUACCCGCGUGGACCCGCAGUCAGUGCGGCGCAGCCUGAUUGCGCCGUCCUCCCCUGGCCACCAGCCCUCGCUGGCCCAGAAGUACUCCCUGGUGGCCAAACAGGAGAAACCUGUCCGCAGGUCAAGCAGAAGGAUUGGCAAGAAAGCCUCUGUAGAGCCGGCUGCCUCUGCCCGCAUCAUCUGUCACAGUUACCUGGAGAGGCUCCUGAAUGUGGAGGUGCCCCAGAAAGUUGGCCCUGAGCAGAAGCCCAGCGAGAAGGCUGAGCCUGUGGAGGCGGCUGAGCCAGAGGUCCCCAAGAACGUGCCCCGCAGUGCCACCAAGAUCACCAUUAGCACACCUGGCUCGCGGCCUGUGGCUGGUGGCCAGGAAACGCCCUCUGAAGGGCAGCAAGAGCCCAAGACUGACGAAGCAGAUGGCCCCAGGGAGCCACCCCAGAGUGUCAGGAGGAAGCGCAGCUACAGGCAGGCCGUGAGUGAGCUGGACGAGGGGCAGCAGCUGGAGGAUGAGGAGCUGCAAGCCCCCAGGAGCAAGACCCCUUCCCCGCCCUGUCCGGCCAGCAAGGUGGUGCGGCCCCUCCGGACCUUCCUGCACACCGUGCAGAGGAACCAGAUGCUCAUGACCCCGACCUCGGCGUCCCGCAGCAGUGUCAUGAAAUCCUUCAUCAAGCGCAACACUCCCCUGCGCGUGGACCCUAAGUGCAGCUUCGUUGAGAAGGAGCGGCAGCGCCUAGAGAACCUGCGGCGGAAGGAGGAGGCCGAGCUGCUCCGCAGGCAGAAGGUAGAGGAAGACAAGCGGCGGCGGCUGGAGGAGGUGAAGCUGAAGCGUGAGGAGCGCCUCCGCAAGGUGCUGCAGGCCCGGGAGCGGGUGGAGCAGAUGAAGGAGGAGAAGAAGAAGCAGAUCGAGCAGAAGUUUGCUCAGAUUGACGAGAAGACUGAGAAGGCCAAGGAGGAGCGGCUGGCUGAGGAGAAAGCCAAGAAAAAGGCAGCAGCCAGGAAGAUGGAGGAGGUGGAGGCGCGCCGGAAGCAGGAAGAGGAGGCCCGGCGGCUCAGGCGGCUGCAACAGCCCAGUGCUGGCCCGAGGCCCCCGACCUUGCUGUCUGUUCACCAGGAGGAGGAAGAGCGGCGGCACCAAGAGCUGCUGCAGAAGAAGAAGGAGGAGGAGCAGGAGCGGCUCCGGGCUGAGAGGGAGCUGCAGGAGAGGGAGCGGGAGAAGGCCCUGCGGCUACACAAGGAGCGGCUGCAGAGGGACCUGGAGGAGAAGAAGAAGAAGGAGGAGCAGCAGCGCCUGGCCGAGGAGCAGCAGAGGAGAGCCAGGGAGGCGGCGGCCGCCAGCAAAGGCCUGACUGCGACCCCGGACGCGCAGUCUCCAGCUUGUACCUCCUAUCAGAUGACGCCACAGGGCCACAGGGCCCCCCCCAAGAUCAACCCAGAUAACUACGGGAUGGAUCUGAAUAGCGAUGACUCCACCGAUGACGAGGCCCAUCCCCGGAAGCCCAUCCCCACCUGGGCCAGAGGCACUCAGCUAAGCCAGGCCAUCAUCCACCAGUACUACCACCCCCCGAACCUGCUCGAGCUCUUUGGAACCAUUCUCCCACUGGACUUGGAGGACAUCUUUAAGAAGAGCAAGCCCCGCUACCACAAGCGCACCAGCUCUGCUGUCUGGAACUCGCCGCCCCUGCUGGGCGCCAGGGUCCCCAGCAGCCUGGCCUACAGCCUGAAAAAGUACUGAGGCCCCCAGGCCUUCUCAGCAGUCUCAGCCCCUGUGUGUGUCUAUCUGUCCGCCUCUCUGGUGCCAUCCUGCCUGGUGUUCUGUCUCUGGGCCUUUGCCAUGUGUAUAUAAAUGUCUUCUGUGGGCUGCAGGUAGAACGUGGCCCAGGCCUUUUUGGAGGCUGCACUCGGUGGGUGGUUGGGGGAGAACCAGCCCAGCCCCACCUGGCCUGCAGACAGCACUCUGUAAAUAGAUUGUUAUAAUUCAGCAGAAUUUUAGCCUCUAGUGUUCGAGAGCUAGAUUAAUAAAGUCUGUUCCUUCAAGCCUGCUGUGGGUAUUGUGGAGAUGGGGGGGCCUUGGCAGAGUGCCCUGGACCCUGGCCCUGCAGCCACAUGUCUCAGGCCACUGAUGGGCGGGGGGGACCAAGGGUCUUUGCCUUUUCCUGGGGUGUACUUCUAGGUCACUUGGGUCCCACGUCAAGAUGCUGAUGCAGUGGGUGAUUCUGAUCCUGUCCUUGAGCAAUGCUAAGACACAGGUCAGUUACUUGCACGAUGGGGCAGGUGAAGCUACUUUCUGAUUUUCUGGAGAGCUCCCUGUUUGGAAAGGGGGGCUUGUUCAGUGGGAAAGACAUGGGGUUGAGGUCAGGAGGACUGGGCUCUUGACACAGGUGUGCCACCUAGGACAGUCCCUCAGCCCCCCGGGCUCCGCCCUUGCCACACGGAUGGUCAAAGGACCUGACAAGGUGUGCACACAGCUAAAGCAGGAGCUCUGAUUAGAAAGAUGUCUCCUGAAACUAUGUCCGGUUCGGUGCUUGCAAGCAGUUGAGAUGUUUCUCCAACAAGUCCAGGCAGCUGCUCAUUAAAUGCUUAGUGUCAAGAACUUAGUGGCUCUGGGGCUGUCCCUUAGCUGCAGCGGCCAGCUCCUUCUCAUCUGCGGCCCCACCCCUAGAACAGGGGUUGGUGAACUGUGGCCUCGGGGGCCAAAUGAAACCUCAGUCAGUUUUUGUAACAAAUAACCUGUUUUCUCUGGCUGCUCCGCUGAGGGCAGAGUUAAGUAGUUGCAGCAGAGGCCUUAUGGCCCACAAAGCUGAAGAUACGGUGACCCUUUACAGGAAGUUUGCUGACCCCUGCUUUAGGACAAAAAUAAAGGCUAAAUUCAAGAGUGCUUGAAAAAUGAGGACAUAGUGAACAUACACAACAGACUGAAGUUUUAGAGGAAUCCACCCAUUAAAAAAAAAUUUGAUGGUUCAUUCAAAUAUGGUGCACAAUUCAAAUUGGUUCCAUAUGCUCUUGGACUAGAAACUUGUGUGGAGUCCAUUGGCGAGGGUGUCUUUACCUAGAAUUGAUCAAUUUUUUUUCCUUUAUGGACUGUACUUUUUUGGUGUCACGUCUCAGUCAUCUUUGUUUAGCCCCAGUUCUCAAAGCUUUCCCCUUAUGUUUUCUUCUGUUUUAUAGUUUUACAAAUAUUACAUUUAGGUUUAUGAUCUACUUUGAGUUAGUUUUUUUUAAAGUGUGAGGUUUCUGUUUUUGGUUUAUUUGGUUUUGGGGGGCAGUAUGUCCAGUUGUUCCAGGACCAUUUUGUUGAAAAGACUGUUUGUUUCCCACUGAAUUUCUUUUGCAUCUUUGUCAAGAAUCAAUUAGCCCUAUUUGUAUGGGUCAAUGUCUGGACUUUGUAUUCUCUUCCAUUGAUCUUGGAGUCUCUCCUGUUACCAAUACCACAUCGUCAAAGUUACUGUAUCUUGUAUCCAUCUUAAAAAUCUGUUCGUAUGGUUCCUCUAGUUUUAUUCUUCCUUUUCAGAAUUAUUUUGACUUUUCUGUCAAUUUUGUCUCUCCAUCUAAAUUUCAGGCUGAGCUUAUUUAUACAAAAAUGUUGCUGGGAUUUUGAUUGGAAUUACAUUAAAUCUAUAGAUAAGUUUGAAGAGAACUCACAUAUGAUGGUGAGUCUCCUAAACCAUCAUAUGACUUGUCUCUCCAUUUAUUUGCAUCUCUGGCUUCUGCCAUCAGCAUUUCAUAGUCUCAGCAUCCAGAUCCUGUACAAGUUUUGUUGGACUUAUAGCUAAGUAUUUUAUUUUCUUGGAGUUACUGUAAAUGGUAUUGUUUUUCUAAUUUUGGCUCCCAGUUGUUCACUGCUGAUAUAUAGAAAUACAAUUGAUUUUUGUGUGUUGA